AUGGUCAAAGUUGCGUGGACACGUCUAAUCCGCUUCGUUGCGACUGACGGCCGGACACUGCGAGGGGAACCUAUUCUUCCUUCGGAAAAUUUCGAUGUUGGCAACGCCACAGAAGCAGACGAAUUGCAGGCGAAAGUGAUUGUCGGUGAUGACAUAUUCGACACGACAGGGCAGACAUUCGUGACGAACGAGAUCGUCGGCGUGAAGAAGGUGCUCGGGCCAUUGGCGGCCUCGGAGAUUCCAAUCUUGAGAUGCGUGGGUUUGAAUUAUGCAAAGCACAUCAAGGAAGCUGGGAGAGCUCCUCCACCAUUCCCAUUCAUUUUUUUCAAGCCAAACACGACGGUUAUCGACCACGAGGCGUCGAUCGUGAUACCGAAAAUCGCCCAAGAUGAUCAAGCAGACUAUGAGGGAGAAUUUUGCAUAGUGAUUGGGAAGGAUGCAAAGGAUGUCUCAGUGGACGACGCCCUUGACUACGUCGGAGGCUACACAGCUGGAAACGACGUCUCAUCUCGAAAGCUUCAACGUGACCCUGAACUUGCUGGAAGAGUGCCUCAAUGGGGAUUUUCCAAGGGAUUUGACACUUUCGCUCCACUAGGGCCCGUUCUCGUUGCACCUGCACUCAUUCCCGACCCUUCAAAACUUCAUCUCAAAACGAUUGUGGACGACGAAGUCAGACAGGACGAGAGCGUGUCCGACUUGCUCUUUGACUGCAAGUACAUCAUCUCUUACCUGAGCUCCGGGACAACGCUGCAGAAGGGAAGCGUGAUCAUGACAGGUACCCCUGGAGGCGUUGGAGCCGGAUUAAAGCCGCCGAGAUACCUGACCCCAGGAGCCAAGAUCGAGGUUAACAUCACGAAAAUUGGGACCCUUCGAAACCCUGUUGAAUUCGCGUAA
This is a messenger RNA of Exophiala aquamarina CBS 119918, 894 nucleotides long. RefSeq lists its product as uncharacterized. Lineage: Eukaryota; Fungi; Ascomycota; Eurotiomycetes; Chaetothyriales; Herpotrichiellaceae. The transcript has 4 exons. Gene Ontology annotation, molecular function: catalytic activity. The coding region runs from base 1 to 894 and encodes 297 amino acids. The record is from RefSeq and is a predicted model, not a curated record.